CUCAAUUUCUGUUUAAAAUAAAAUUAAAGGAGCUAAACUUAAUAAUAAAAGACACCCUUCAAAUCUAACCUAGAAGAAUAACAUUACUCCGUGUGAAUGCGCGUGGGGAUGUGGCCCAUUUGUAUUUGCGAUCCAAUGACAAACAAGUAACGGAGAAAAUGAACUUAGCCGAGGUGAGUUUCUGGGUGGGGUUAUGAAUUGAGAGGGUUGGACUUUGUCGGUUCCUAUCUAACCAUGGUUAAAGGUGGGGCAGUUCACCAGGUUGGGUUAAGUUGAAACGUGAGGAGGGGGCCGGGGGACAUGCAACGUCAUACUCUAAAUAAUGAUAAUGAAUUAUUAUUUGGGUUCAGUGGCACUUUCAAUGCUUGGUUCUCUUCACAAACAAGGAUUUUGCCAAGAAGUUUCUUGGUCUUCUUUUUCUGAUGCACCGCGGCAUCGAAGCAGUGGCUUACGAAGAAGUUUCUUGGCCUUCCUUUUAUAAUCCAACGUGGAAUCAGAGUUGUGGUACGGCAGUUCUGCAACACUAGCAAUUUUUUCUACAGUCCUGCAUACAUAGAGCAUAACUUCUUCCAUGGUGGCCUUCCAUCAGUGCACUUACGAUUCAUUUUUGAGUUUUAGAGGCCAAGAUACUCGCAGUGCUUUUGCUGCCCAUUUAUAUGAAGCUUUGCGUCGAAAUGAUAUCAACACCUUCAUGGAUGACAAGCUUAAACACGGAGGGGAAAUUUCACAAUCACUUCUCAAAGUCAUUGAAGAAUCAACAAUUUCGAUCAUUGUACUCUCUAAAAACUACGCAUCAUCCCCGUGGUGCUUGGACGAGCUGAUGAAGAUCCUCGAGUGUAGAAAAACAAGGGGGCAACAAGUUCUACCCUUGUUCUAUAACGUAUAUCCGUCGGAAGUACGGAAUCAAACCAACAGCAUUGGAGAAGCAUUUGCUAAACUUGAAGAAAGGUAUAAGCAUGAUCAAAUGAAGUUGCGAAGGUGGAAGACAGCUCUAUCACAAGUGGCCAAUUUGUCUGGGAGACUUUUGGGGAACAAUAUUUCUAACUCUUUUUAUCUUAUCAGAAAGAACUCUAAAUUCAUUAGAGAUUUCAUUUGCAUUAAGAUCAUAUUUUGAAAAUUAGUCAUUUUUAACUCAACGUAUUCUUACAAAUUUUGAUUGGUAGGAAUGAACCUGAAUUUAUUCGCGAAAUCAUUCAAUGGGUCAAUUCAAUAUUGGUAAAAGAUAGAAGAAAUCGAGCAGUAGUUCGUGCAUU
Messenger RNA from Alnus glutinosa, 1253 nucleotides. Its product is annotated as disease resistance protein RPV1-like. The record is from RefSeq and is a predicted model, not a curated record. The transcript has a single exon. Gene Ontology annotation, biological process: signal transduction. The coding region runs from base 572 to 1114 and encodes 180 amino acids. NCBI's taxonomy places the organism in Eukaryota, Viridiplantae, Streptophyta, Magnoliopsida, Fagales, Betulaceae.